Messenger RNA from Polyodon spathula (Mississippi paddlefish), 3132 nucleotides. Its product is annotated as ADP-dependent glucokinase-like. The coding region runs from base 201 to 1658 and encodes 485 amino acids. The record is from RefSeq and is a predicted model, not a curated record. Lineage: Eukaryota; Metazoa; Chordata; Actinopteri; Acipenseriformes; Polyodontidae. Gene Ontology annotation, cellular component: endoplasmic reticulum. The transcript is spliced from 7 exons. Gene Ontology annotation, biological process: glucose metabolic process. Gene Ontology annotation, molecular function: ADP-specific glucokinase activity.
CUGCUGGUUAUUCCAGCGGAACUGCAUGCACGAGGUCUUCCUGUUUCCACAGCACUGUACUGGCAUUGAAAGUGGAGAUUCUUUGAGUAUUCUACAUUAACUGCGCGGUUCAUUUUCUAUCCAAAUGAAUCGGACACGUUUCUGAGCUGUAUUACUUCUUCGUCUCCGGGUGUAUGGUUUAGUUUUCCUUGGCGUUUGAAAUGGCGAAUGGGCGGGACACCAGCAGUAGUCUUGUGAGAUACGGAACCGUCGCGUCUCUUCUGGUUAUUCUGUUGGCUUUGUGGUACCGAUCCCCGGUCCAGCAUUCACUCGACCACAGGCUGGACACAGUUUUAACAUCGCUGCUGAGAGCCGAGAGUAAAGUCGACAUCGACAGCUUCCGCAGACCCAAAGUAGCCAUAGGUUUCGGCGGCUGUGUGGACAUUAUUGUGGACGGCGUCAAGCUCUUAAAUGAGAUUGGUCUUAAACCCAGCAAAACCCCCUUUCAUCACGACUGCAUUGAAAGCAGGGAGCAGCUCUCCCAGAGCUUUGCAUUCUUCUUUCCACCCGGGGCAGCCUCUGAGAGAUUUCUGUCCAAUGAUACUUUGUUUAACGAGCUGGUGGAAGCGUCCCGGGGGCUCCAAGGGAAUCGAUGGGCUCUCGGAGGGAACGCUGCAGUCAUGGCUAACCGACUGGCCUCGGAGGGGUGCGACGUGCUCCUGGGAGGUCGCUUCAGCCCAGAAGUCACUGAUGUCCUUUCUGAUCAUGUGACAGUGGCUGGGAAGCCAGUGGAGGACCCCGAUAUUCACUUGAUUCUAGAAUACCCCACUGGGGCGAAAUGGGGAGAGUACGUCUCCAGGAGAGCAAACAGGUACAUCGUUCACAGUGAUGACCACAACCCUCUGCUGGACUCCCUGGAGGACUUUGAGGAGCAGCUCCAGGCUUUCAGGCCGGACCUUCUUGUGAUUGGUGGGCUCCAGAUGAUGGAUAACUUUCCAUUUGAAAAAGGUGUGCGUGAGGCCCGGCUGGAGCGUCUGAAUGCCCUGAUGCUGUCGUUAGAUGAGGCGACAGGCGUCCAUUUCGAGAUGGCCUCCUUCGUGGACGAGGGUCUGAUGCGGGCGCUGCUGAGCCAGGUGGUGCCCUAUGCCAGCUCUCUGGGCAUGAACGAGCAGGAGCUGCCCAACCUGCUCAGCCUGCUGAAGGGGGGCAACGUCACUGUGCUCUCCGACCCCAACCCCCGCGUGGCUACAGUCCUGGACCAGAUGAGGGAGCUGUACCGCCUGCUGAGCACUGAGAGGCAGGGCCAGGCCGGGGGCCGCAGACUCACCAGGCUGCACGUCCACACCCUGGCCUUCCAGGCCAUCAUUGUGACUACAGGCUCCUCCUGGAAGAACACCAUGUCAGCCACGGCCAAGGCUUCCCUCACUGCCAACCGGCAUGUGUGCGGCUCGCCCGACAUCAACCCCGGCAAGGCCAAGCUCAUCAUGGACGACUCGUUUUCCAUCAGCCGCCAGGAAGGCAGCCAGAGAAUGCCCUUGCUGGAGACCAAGCCCGUUGCCUGCUGGGAGGAGGCUGACUAUGAGGUGUGUGUUGCCCCCGUGCUGGUGUGCACAGACGUGUACCAGACUGCCGGAGGAGGGGACAAUGUCUCAGCGGCUGGGUUAGUGCUGCAGAUUUAACAGGGAGGAGACACUCUGGCAAAUUACAGACUUCUUCAACUCCUGAAAAAAAAUGCCCACUUAUGUGAAGUGCUUUUUAAAAUCUAUUCUUGUUUUACUUUUUUGUGUUUUCUUUUAUUUCUUUUUAAAUCUUUAAACACAUCUAGCCACGGUAGUUAUCAAAUGCAUAUUGAAGCCAUGCGCUGUCAUUGGGACUGGUCAACUUCAUUUUCUUAUGUAGAACACAUGCUGAGUCCACGACACCUGGGUGUAGCGUUCCUGCUUCUGGGUGUCUGUGGGGUUGCUGGUAAGUUUUAUUACAGGUGCUACGUAACCAAUUAUAUGUAGCUCUUAACUCAUAUGCUAGGGGUCACAUUUGGUACAAAAAACAAUAAAAGUUUAUUUACAUGAACAAAGCCCAGCUAAGUCUUUAUGAUAAACUAGAAGUCUUAUUUAAAAUGUCAGCCAAUGAAAGUGCAGCUCAUGAAGUAUAAUCAUGCUAGGCCUGGGUAUAGAUUGCAGUAGUACGGCAUUGUUAAUGUGAAUAUGUGUUCAUAUUUCUAUGUAAUUCAGGCCUUCGUGUGUUGUCUUGCACAGGCUUUCACUGGGUUUCAUGUGGAUGGCUGCAUAUUGUACUUGCUGUGUUUUCUGCAAACUUCUAUUUGUAUUUUAAUGAUGAAGUGAGUAUUUUGUUUUGGUUGCCCUUAGUGACUGCUGCAAUACACACAAGCCAAUGUUGAGAUUAGCAGAACAGAGGGGUAAUAUAUAAUAGAUGUAGUAUGCACAAAUUCAGUGUGAAUGCUGUUGAGAUUAGCAGAACAGAGGGGUAAUAUAUAAUAUGCACAAAGCCAUUUCCAAACAUUCCAUGCUUUCUCAUGCCAGGAUUUCUGCUGCUCUUCUGUGUUUUUUUUUAAUUUUGUUUUAUUUCCUCUUCUUCAGAUUAAAGGCAGAUUGGUUUUUGUUUGUUAUUUGAAACAAACAGUGAGGUUUCUCUCACUGAUAGCAGCUGCAUUUGCACAUUUACACAGAAGAAUUCAGAUCGUCAUGCUCAAAUAUACAAUAAUUAACACCGAGUAGCACCUCAUGAGAAUAAGCUGUAAAGCUUUAAGAAUUUGAACAAUUCUCCAGGAGGGGAGAGACACCUCAUACAACACAACAAUAACUGACCAUGCUGUGAAACAGAACUAAUGAAAUCUGCAGCUUCUAGAGUCUGCUGUUUCUUGAUGGUUGGAUGUGAGUUUAUUUUACUGGGUCUGUUUAGUUGGUUCUCUCGUAGUGGAUGUGACCCUGCCCAUAGCAUAGCUGAGCUGCUCUAAAGUCUACAUGCGAGACUUGCAAUAUAGUGGCCCAAGUGCGAAGAAUGAACAGUAGGACUCAGGUUGGCAAUCUUUUGGUUUGAUUUUUACAGAACAAAUUUUAAAAAAAGCAUUUUACAAUGAAUGAAGUUCUGUUGGGGUUGCCUGAACUGGAGUAAAAUAAAAUCUUUUGCAUUCCA